This is a messenger RNA of Racocetra fulgida, 168 nucleotides long. The record is from the annotation of a GenBank genome assembly. NCBI's taxonomy places the organism in Eukaryota, Fungi, Glomeromycota, Glomeromycetes, Diversisporales, Gigasporaceae.
AUGUCUAAAUUAGAAGAAGCCACAACUAGCAAAAACACUUCAAACAACAAAGCAGCCCAAAUUGUACAAGAAAUGUAUAAAAAGUUAGAUCGAAAAAUGAAGGAAUGUUAUCAAAAAUGCAGAAACAGUGGUGAAAAAAUCAGUUUAUUGGAAACGACUAUACAUUAG